Molecule: messenger RNA, 2485 nt
Organism: Sardina pilchardus (European sardine)
Lineage: Eukaryota; Metazoa; Chordata; Actinopteri; Clupeiformes; Clupeidae
Gene: gcnt3
Product: glucosaminyl (N-acetyl) transferase 3, mucin type
Exons: 1
Coding region: 107-1408 (433 amino acids)
Cellular component (GO): membrane
Molecular function (GO): acetylglucosaminyltransferase activity
Source: RefSeq, a predicted model, not a curated record
ACUGCGGUCUAAGAGUUUCCUCUUUGAGAGGGUGACAGUGUGUGGAGUAGCAGAGGAUAUCAGCAGAGCCAGUGCAUUUCCAACAGAGCAGUAAGGAGGAGACAACAUGUCCCUACGUAAUGUCAGGCUCAACGUGCUAAAAUAUUUAUUUAUAUUUGUCCUUUUGUCCUUAUGUCUUUUUUUGUGGAGCAGCUCAAAGAAUACAUGCUACAACGCUAGCAGCACUAUAGAGACAGGUGUGUUACUUACCAAUGAUCCUGGAGAAUUACUGGCAUGUUCAGCCAUAAUCCGUGGUGAUGUGGAGAAAUAUGCUGAGGAUGGCCUUAGCAGACUUCUGAAGGAGAGAAAGCGUGACCCAUUGCCAGAGUCUUUCUAUCUCAAUGCAACAAAAGAUUGCAGUGCUUACAUCAAAGACAGAGGAUUUAUCAACAUGGCUCUCAGUAAGGAGGAGAGGGACUAUCCUCUUGCCUACUCCAUGGUGAUCCACGACCAGAUUGAGAUGUUUGAGAGGCUACUCAGAGCUGUGUACGCACCCCAAAAUGUGUACUGUAUCCAUGUGGACAAGAAGGCUCCAGAUGAUUUCAUGAAGACUGUGAAAGCCAUUGUUUCAUGUUUUCCAAAUGUGUUUGUUGCAAGUAAACUGGAGAAGGUUGUGUAUGCCUCGUGGUCUCGCGUCCAGGCUGAUCUGAACUGCAUGCAGGAUCUGGUGAACUCCACUGUCAGAUGGAAGUACCUUUUCAAUACCUGUGGGACUGACUUCCCCAUUAAAACCAAUGCAGAGAUGGUCCGAGCUCUCAAAGCGUUAGGUGGGAAAAACAGCAUGGAGUCUGAGAAAACCCCUGGACACAAGAAAGGUCGCUGGGAGUACCAUCACAUUGUCAAUAGGUCUGAUGUCAUUAGGACUGACGUUAAAAAGACCCCCCCACCCAUAAGUUCCCCAAUGUUCUCUGGAAACGCUUACUUUGUAGUGUCAAGGGAGUUUGUGGAAGCGUUGUUUAAAAACCCAGAGGCCAAAGCUUUGCUGGAGUGGGAAAAAGACACAUACAGUCCAGAUGAGCACCUCUGGGCAUCUCUCCAGCGCUUACUAAGUAUGCCAGGGUCCAGCCCUCCCAACGAAAAAUACGACAUGUCGGACAUGAACGCCAUAGCCCGUAUGGUGAAGUGGGCAUAUCAUGAAGGUGAUAUAAGGAAAGGGGCAUCCUACCCUCCAUGCACUGGGGCGUACAGAAGAGCAGUGUGUGUGUAUGGUGCCGGAGAUCUCAACUGGAUCCUCGGUCAGAAACAUCUUUUUGCCAAUAAAUUCGACCCAAAUGUGGAUGACAUUGCACUUAAAUGCUUGGAACAUUACUUACGCUAUAAAACUUUAACAGGUCAAUCACUUCAUCAGUUUACGAAAGAUCAUUCAUAAAAAAGAGGUAAUUCAUUAUUCUUAAGAAGAUAUAAGUUAAUUUAAUAUUUAUUUCAUAGUUUACCUUGAUUUAUUUGCAUUGAUCCAGCAUUGAUCUUUUAUGAUAGAUUAGCAUGUACAGUAUAUUUCUAUUUUUUUUUUUAUAGAGGGCAUACGUGUCUUUACAAUAUGUCAAACAUGUGGCAUAUUAGUUCAUGACACAAAGGCGACUACUAAAUAACUAUAACCAUAAACAUGGUGAUACUGUGUACACAACAACUACACAACUAUGGACUAUAACCAUAAAAUAUGCAGAUAUAGUUGUGUACACAGUAUCACCAGUACUGGGCUUCUUUGACAAUUUAUUUGACUAUUCAAACUGAGAAAGAACAUCAAUGGUGACAUUUUCUGGUGCACUUUUAACGUAACUCUUAUAUUGUGUUAUUAUAUUGUAAAUAUACAGAUUUUUAUAUUAUUUAUGUUUUAAACAUGCUGUUGCACUGUAGCCUAACUUAGUUUUUUUUCAAUUGUUUAAUUGUUUUUUUGCACAUCACAAAAUGUUUUAAACAUGUCACUGAAACACCAUAACCCCAUCUAUUAGGAAGUAACUUACUUUUUGCAAACACAAACCACACACACGCACACACACACACACACACACACACACACACACACACACACACACACACACACACACACACACACACACACACACAGUAGAAGAUACUGUAUUCACAACAGCAAAAAUACACAUUUGGUUUCAAUAAUUGCUUACAUGUUUACUAUGUUUCAACUUUUCUCUGUAGAUGACUUUGACUCUUGAAUGGAAAUAUACAUUGUAUAUGUAUGAGUUUGCAGAAAAUGUGUCUAUGUUGUUAAAAACGGCAAACAGUGGUAGUACUUGAAUGUAUAUUAAAAAUAACCUUCAUUUAUUUAUCAUCAUUAGGCUAUUAUUUUGACUAAGUAGCCUACAAUGUAAGCACAACAUAAGCACUCACUCGAUUUUGAUAGCAAACUGGAUAUUUGCAACACUGCUGGCACCUACAGUACGUCUUUAUAGUAGCCUAAACCUACCACUGGAUCUAAAUGUAAUAAAAU